AUGCAAAAUUCACUUGACUACGGUCCUCGCGAUCUCAUUGGCUAUGGCGAGACCGCGCCAGACCCACGCUGGCCCAACGGGACCAAGAUCGCACUUUCGUUUGUGCUGAACUACGAAGAAGGCAGCGAGGUGUGUCCCGAGAACGGCGACGCAGUCACCGAGGUGCUGGCGACGGAGCUGGGGCCCGGCGUGCAACCGUCUGUGGGCGGCGUCCGCGACGUGAAUAUCGAGUCUCUGUACGAGUACGGCAGCCGCUGCGGAGUGUGGCGAGUGCUCAGACUUUUUGAAGAGCAUGACACGAAGCUGACUAUUUUUGCUGUUGGACAGGCACUGGAGAAAAAUCCCCAGGCUGGAAAGGCGUUUGUACGCGGCGGCCACGAAGUCGCGUCGCACGGCUGGAGAUGGGUCGACCGUUCUGGAUGGACUGCGGCCGAGGAAAAGGAGUACGUCAAGCGGUGCGUCCGCGCAAUCGAGAAAGCUACCGGGCGGCCACCACGGGGCUGGUAUUACGGGAUGAUCCACAGCAAGGCGGCCGAGAGAUCGCGCAGCAUACUGGCGCAGACGUUUGCGGAGUUAGGGCUGCCACUGCUUUGGUACGGCGACGCGUACAAUGACGACCUGCCGUACUGGGUGCCGUAUCCUGGCGGCCCCAAGCAAAACGGGCUUUUGAUUAUUCCCUACACCAUGGACACAAACGACUACAAAAACGCUGGCUACCAGGCGGAGAGCGCGGCAGUCCCAAAAUGCUGA
Messenger RNA from Ogataea angusta, 750 nucleotides. RefSeq lists its product as uncharacterized. Bases 1 to 750 code for a protein of 249 amino acids. The record is from RefSeq and is a predicted model, not a curated record. The transcript has 2 exons. Gene Ontology annotation, biological process: carbohydrate metabolic process. Gene Ontology annotation, molecular function: hydrolase activity, acting on carbon-nitrogen (but not peptide) bonds. Lineage: Eukaryota; Fungi; Ascomycota; Pichiomycetes; Pichiales; Pichiaceae.